CAGAGGCAGAGCAGAGGCAGAGCAGAGGCGGGGAGCUGCCCCAUCAUCGUCUCACACAGAAAGGUGUGAAAUAUCGGUCGUUUCGACGUCGCGGAGACAAAACACGGAGACGGCGCUGUUGUGAUAAUGCUGUCACACCCUGAACAUCUUCGUGUCAGCGGAGAUAUGGAGACACCGGGGAGGAUAGCAGCCACACCAGAUGCCCUGGACGUCACGGUGGAAAACGUGGAGAAGGCCCUCCACCAGUUGUACUAUGAUCCCAAUAUAGAAAACAAGAAUCUGGCCCAAAAAUGGCUAAUGCAGGCUCAGGUCUCGCCUCAGGCCUGGCAGUUUUGCUGGGUCCUGCUGAGCCCAGAUAAGGUGCCAGAAAUCCAGUAUUUUGGUGCUAGUGCACUUCACACCAAGAUCUCUCGUUAUUGGUCAGACAUACCCUCAGACCAGUAUGAGUCUCUGAAGACCCAGCUGUUCUCCCAGAUUGCCUGCUUCUCCUCUGGCUCCAAGAUGGUGCUCACUCGCCUGUGUGUGGCCCUGGCCUCUCUGGCACUCAACACAAUGCCGGAGUCCUGGCCGGGUGCAGUAGCAGAGAUGGUGCGGGUGUUCCAGGAGGAGGGGUGUGGGGUGGAUGGGCGGGCACGUUGCCUGGCGCUGCUGGAGCUUCUCACUGUCCUGCCUGAAGAGUUCCAGACCAGCCGCCUGCCACAGUACAGAAAGGGACUGGUUCGGGGCGCCUUGGGCCAAGAGUGGGGGUCAGUGUGUCCCUUACUGCAGCAACUGCUGAGGCGGACAGACAGUCCCGGGGCAGUGAAAGCUCGUGUGCUGCGCUGCCUGUCUUCCUGGGUGCUGCUGGAUGUUCCCCUCAGCGAGAGUGAAGCCCUGGUGCAUGACUGCUUCGCUGCACUGCCUGACCCUGAGCUCUUCGACACAGCAGUUGAGGCAAUAGUCAAUGCCAUCUCACAGCCCGACUCCCAAAGAUAUGUGAACACUUUGCUGAAACUGGUGCCUCAAGUGCUGGCCCUCCAGGAGCAGCUCAGAGAGGCUGUUCAGAAUGGAGACAUGGAGACCUGUCAUGGUAUCUGCCGGAUCGCUGUUACACUAGGGGAGAACCACUCCAGGACUCUGUUGGAGCAGGUGGAUCACUGGCAAAGCUUCCUGGCUUUAGUCAACAUGAUCAUGUUUUGUACAGGAAUUCCUGGCCACUACCCAGUCAACGAAACCACAAGCUCCCUGACACUUACCUUCUGGUACACACUUCAAGAUGAAAUCAUGUCGUUUGAGUCAGAUAAGCAGGCAGUUUAUCUGCAGGUCUACAGGCCAGUGUAUUUCCAGUUGGUGGACGUUUUGCUACACAAAGCCCAGUUUCCAUCUGACCAAGAGUAUGCAUCCUGGUCCUCAGAUGAGAAAGAGCAGUUCAGAAUUUACAGGGUGGAUAUCUCAGACACACUCAUGUAUGUGUAUGAGAUGCUUGGAGCAGAGCUGCUGAGUAACCUGUAUGAUAAACUGGGGCGACUGUUGACAAAUGCAGAGCAGCCCACGUCAUGGCAGCACACAGAAGCUUUGUUGUAUGGCUUCCAGUCCAUAGCAGAGACGAUAGAUGUGAACUACUCUGACGUCAUCCCAGGCCUAAUAGGACUCAUUCCCAGAAUCAACAUCAACAACGUCCAGUUAGCAGACACAGUGAUGUUUACAAUAGGUGCUCUGGCUGAAUGGCUGGCAGAUCACCCGGUGAUGCUCAGCAGCGUUUUGCCGUUGGUUCUUCAGGCUUUAGGGAACCCAGACCUCUCUGUGUCCUCUGUCUCUACACUGAAGAAAAUUUGUCGAGAAUGCAAAUAUGACCUGCCACCUUACGCAACCAACAUAGUAGCUGUCUCUCAGGAGGUGCUUAUAAAGCAAAUCCACAAGACGAGUCAGUGCAUGUGGCUGAUGCAGGCUCUGGGCUUUCUGCUCUCCGCUCUCCCCGUCGAAGACAUCUUAAGAAACCUUCACUCUCUCAUCACGCCAUACAUUCAGCAGCUGGAGAAGCUAGCGGAUGAGACGCCUAAUCCCUCUAAUAAAUUAGCAAUCAUUCACAUACUGGGGCUGUUGUCCAACCUGUUCACUACACUUGACAUUAGCAAGCAGGAUGAUGAGACAGCAGAAGGAUCAGCGCCACCUGUCAAAACAGCCCCACCUCCACCAGGACCAAACCCGGUGGUGGUGGUUUUGCAGCAGGUCUUUGCUCUCAUACAGACUGUCCUCAGCAAGUGGCUCAAUGACUCGCAAGUUGUAGAGGCUGUUUGUGCCAUCUUUGAGAAGUCUGUGAAGACUCUGCUCCAUGACUUUGCUCCUAUGGUUUCUCAGCUAAGUGAGAUGCUUGGGCAGAUGUACAGUACGAUUCCCCAGGCUUCGGCCCUCGACCUCACACGACAGAUGGUGCAUAUAUUUGCUAGUGAGACAGACCACUUCCCACCCAUCAAAGCUCUGUUUGAGCUGGUUACCUCGGUUACACUGUCCAUCUUCCAGCAAGGACCCAGGGAUCAUCCUGAUAUUGUUGAUUCAUUUAUGCAACUCCAAGCUCAGGCCCUCAAACGGAAGCCCGAUUUGUUCUUGUCUGAGAGUCUUGACGUGAAAGCAGUGUUCCACUGUGGAGUUCUGUCACUCAAAUUUCCCGAAUCUCCGACAGUCAAGUCAACGUGCUUGUUCUUUACCGAGCUGUUGUCUCGCUGCUCAGAUGUGCCUCCGUUGGCCAGAGUGGUGCAGGAAGAAGGCAAGCUAUUGGUGCAGGCCUUGUUGGAGGGCAUCGGUGGCGGAGCAUCUAGGAGUCUGAUGGACCAGUUUGCUGAAGUGCUCUUUUCUAUGAACAAGCACUGCUGUUCUCUGCUUGUUGUGUGGUUGAAGGAGGCGCUGCAGCUUCAAGAUUUUCCAUCGACUCGGGUCACAGAUAUACAGAAAGCCAACUUCUCACAGCAGAUACUCCGAGAACGAGUGAAUAAAAGGAGGGUAAAGGACAUGGUGAAGGAGUUCACACUGUUGUGCAGAGGGCUCCAUGGGACGGAGUACGCUGCUGAAUACUGAAACUCUACUUACCCUUGAACUCUCACCUAAACGUGACCUCUGCCCUCAGUGCAAACCAGCUGGAUGCCACAACAACGCAGUUCUCACCAACACCGUCAGUGACGCAACCAUGAAAUGAUUGUAAAGAUUACCUGCCCCGCCACAAGACAAGACAUGGAACCAUUCCCGCACAGACCUGCCGUCAGAUUAAUGGACAAACAUUAAACCUUCGGUGGUUUUCGGGAGGCUGACCUCUUUGCCCGGUUUUUGUUUUCUCCUCUGAGGUUGAUAGUUUCUCCUCUCCUUUCAAUGCCUUUAUUCUUUUUGGAAGAGCUCCGAGCAGCACAUCCAGCAUGCUGCCUCAUGCCUCCUUCUCCUUCUCUGUCUUGUUCUGCCUUUUUAGAUCUUCCUGUGGUCCCUAGGUUGUUUCCUGGUGAUUAGCAUCCAUAUGAAAUGGUAGUGGUAUCGUACGUAGCAACUUGACAUUAUUUUUCAAAAGCAGAAUCAAAUUAAGUAUAUAAAUGUAUAUGUAUGCAUAUAGAAAGAAGGUGGUUGACAGUCCUGCUGCUGCUAAUGGGAAGACAGAAGAAGCAAUAUCAGGAGGAGAUUCUGCAGGAAAAAAAGGUGCAAAAUGCAAAUCAGUGAGCCAACGUGUCAGACUGAAACAAAUUUCAUAGUAACGGUGAUCAUGUCCACGAAAACAAACAUUUACCAUGAAUGAAUCAAAUAACUGUGAAUCCAAGAAGAGAAGGUCUUUGAUAGUAAAAACCUGGGGUGAUGCCUUCAACUGGACACUUCAAACUACUCUCUGCCACUAACGCUUGGCUUGUUACUUGCAUAAAUGGAACUUAUGAACGUGUUAUUAGGACUUCCUGAAUGCAAACCUUUCAGAAAACAGACAUAACGGGUCAUGAGUAUGAUAGGUAAGGUCACAUGGGCUCAUUUUGAGAAAACAACUCCAUUUGAACGCGGCAUACUUACAAUAUGUACUUGAUCCAGUGGUUCAAAGAGUACUUAAAGGUCCGGUGUGUAGGAAUUAGUGACAUUUGAAGGUGAUACUGCAGAUAGCAACAAACGGAGGACACUCUGCUCACCUCCCCCUUCCCUAGCUUGCCAGUGAACUAUAGUGGCCUGUGCAGAUCAGAACACUCUUCUUAAGUCUCUCCACUCGUUCACUCUCUGUUGUUUCCUUUUUCCUCUUUUUUGGUUUAUGUGGGGCAGUGCUCCUCUUCAUUUGUGUAGUGAGUUUCCACUUCAAAACACAACAUUCCCAUCUGUUUGGGUUGUAGAAACAUGGUGGCACAAGCUGGUGAUGCCUGUAAAACAAGGCCCUUGCAUUAAGUACAUAAAAGGCUCUUCUAAAAGCUAUGGAAACCAAAAGAUUGUUAUUUCAACAGGGUUAAACACUUACAUGAACAUAUUUAUUGGUAGUUCAUUCAAUUUCUGUCAAUCGACCCUCCUCAAUGUUGCACACUGGACCUUUAAAGGCAACAUGCAUUCUAGCUACCAAGACAGUGGCCCGAUAAUGACACAGGAGCACAGAGAGGACAGUGAUCACUCUCUGCUUUAGACUUCAGUACUCUACUGCACUGUAGAUAUACAUGGGUAAAAUGUGUUUCCCAACAUCUUAUAAGGCUGAAUGUUGCAUAUUGUACCUUUACUUCAACAUUUACUCCUAUGAAUACCACUAAGAAGUUGGUAUUGCCAAAUUAUCAUGAAAAUAUUUUAUGUAUGCCUCUCUGGGAGGGGUUGACUGGAGGAAACAAACCUAAGAAUAUGACUUGGACUAAAACAGUCAGCUCUUUUGCCCAGCUCUCUGUGUAAAGGGCCAUACCUCACACACUCCCACCCAGUCACACCGCAGUCUUCUUGGAUUGUAUAGAGUAGUUCUUUUGCAGUGGUCCCUUAGGUAAAGCAGGACUGCCUAUAGUGAGGACAGUAGUCGCUGGCAGCUGGAAGAAGGCACAGGACUGAAUCAGAGAGGAUGAAUAAUCCUGAUGUUGGACUGCUUAGUCACUGUAAUCGUGCAAAAAUAUUAAUCAAGUUGUGAAUAUUAACAGUAAUUGCUGAACACUUAUUUGUAUUUGAGUGUAUGCGUGUGUUCAUACCUGUAUGAGAGGUUGUGUGUGUGCACAGAUGUAACUUUUUUCACUUGUUCAGUGCACUUAUAUUGGACCUACAGUACACAUCCUUCCUCUUCUCUUUUAAACAAAGACCCUAUUUGUUUUUUGUCAUUUUCCUCUUCCUCACACUAUACUCACUGGGAGUACAUCAUUCUUACAGGCCGAUCAGGCACAUCCAGUACUUCACUGGAUGUUCUUCUACUCAUCACCACUCACACCCAUUCAUUGAACGCCCUUAUUAUCUGGAUAAUCAUCUCGGUUAUAUUCCUGUUUUUGACACCAACAAUGUUUGUCAUCAAGCCACCCAAAAUGUUUUCAUUUAUCUGGGUCCCUGCUUUGGAGAGGACCAAGAAGGAUUAGAGUUUAGUGACUGAGAAAGUUAUUUUGGCAUUUCCAACAAGAAUUCUGUUCUCAAGCUGGGAGACAUUAUUGAUGAAGUGAUGCAACGGCUGUAAAAUACAGUCUAAAGGAGUAGCAGGAGCAGUUGACAUCUAAUGACACUCACCAUCAAAACGUACUGUGUGGUCUCUGAUAAAACUUAAUCUCAGUCUAAUCCUUCUGUCUUAUCCAAGGUGCCUGCAGACAUGUAGCAUGUGUGUGUUUUGAGGGGGUAGGGGUUCGGGGUUCAGGGGACAAACAUUCAGUGUGGAAGACACUGUAGAGAGACAUGAUUUUGAUUGAGACUGGAGGCAAAAAUCAGUUCUGAAGUUAGAGCUGCCCUGCCACCAAGUCUGGUUUGAACUGUGAAUGACUGGCUGUUAAAACACUGAUCUCCUCUUGUCUGUAAUGUGGUCUCAUUCUGAGGUGAGAAAUAAAGUAAAUGUUCGUCAGGUCAAAGAAAGGAGUGGUAGGAGGGGAGGGUGAUAUGAAAUGUACAUUGUUUUUUUUUUGUACCUUGGCUUUAA
Molecule: messenger RNA, 6058 nt
Organism: Solea senegalensis (Senegalese sole)
Lineage: Eukaryota; Metazoa; Chordata; Actinopteri; Pleuronectiformes; Soleidae
Product: importin-13-like
Exons: 23
Coding region: 127-3051 (974 amino acids)
Biological process (GO): protein import into nucleus
Cellular component (GO): nuclear membrane; cytoplasm
Molecular function (GO): small GTPase binding
Source: RefSeq, a predicted model, not a curated record